CUGAAUCCAAUUAGAUGCUCAGCUGUGUCACAAGAUAAAAGAUGGCUUGUCACUGGAGAUGUUGGCCCUGACGCAAUGGUUAACAUUUGGGAUACUUAUACAGGGACACCUAUCCAAACCAUGUUUGAUCCAAACCCAAAAGGAGGUGUCAUUGCCGUAGCCUUGACCCCAGAUUCCAGAUUCUUGGCAACACUCAGUGCUUUACCUCUGCAGACUCUGGCCAUAUGGAACUGGACGGUUGAUGGUGAUGUUCCAAUCUGCUCAGCUGACUUGAAGCCAGAGUAUGGAGUUCAGAGCUUUAUAUAUUUUGACCCAACUGAUAUACAUCAUCUUGUCACCAACAGUGAAUCACAGGUUCUUUUCUUUCAUUGGGAAGAAAGUUAUAUACAAUACUAUGCACCUCCACUUUCGGACAAGGAUUUCAACAAGCCUGUUGGACGAUACAGCCAAUCAUUGUUCCAGAUAGGCAUAGCCAGAGCCCUUACAGCAACAUCACUUGGCAACCUGGUAGUCUGGGAUAACAACAGACCUUUAUCUAAAAUCAUGGAUGUCAAUCAAAGUGCUGACAAGAAGCCACUGAAGAUUAUCAAAGUGCAUGACAAGGGAAUCAAUGUUCUCACUAACACAGAUAAUUUAAUUGUAAUCGGUGAUACUGCUGGGCAUAUCAAGUUCUUUGACCAAGGCCUGCGACUUAUCUACUGGUACCAGCAUCUACACACUGGUCCUUGCACAGCAGUAUCAUUUGCAUACAACCCAGAAUUUUCUCCAGUAGCUCGUGAAGGCAGCGAUUUUCCAUCUGAUGCAACCAAGCAGGCCAAACCAUUUAUUGUUCGAGAUUUUAUUGUUGGAACAGCCAUUGCUGUCUACUGUAGUGUUGUUACAGAUGGAACUAAGCUAAAGGUAAUUCUCAGAGAACAUGAUUCAGCCGUGCAUGCACUGGACUGUCAUCCGAGACUACCUGUUGUUGCCAUUGGAAGCUAUUCAGGUUUACUGAAACUUUGGAAUUAUAGAACUAAAGAAGUCAUUGCUUCCAGAAUGUUUGAGAAGUGCCAUAUUCAGUGUGUGGCCUUUGAUCCAAAGGGAUUUUUAAUUGCUGUGGGUUGUACCAAUGGGGUUGUGUACUUGGUGGACUCUGUGGCACUCUUGAAUCAGAUCAAUGAUGCUUACAAAUAUGCACAUGAUGCCAUCACACAUAUAGCUUUCUCUCACAAUUCCACAUACUUGGCAACAGCAGAUGCAGGUUUUACCAUCACAGUCUACAAGAGACAGCGAAAAGAGGGACGUAAUCCAUAUGUCUGGCAUGGUCGCUACAGAUCUCACUACAAGCCAAUUAAGGAUCUCCUCUUUGAUGUUCACUUGGACACAAAUGAUCCUAAACUGCUGUCCCUGGGAGAGGACAGGAUGCUGAUUGAAUAUGACCUUCAUCAUUUUGGAAAGACUAAUAAUCAUGUGGUGCCGUGUGCAGAAGACAGAAUAGAACAAGGUGCUAUUCCACUGUGCAUGACAAAGUACCCACCAAUUGGCAAGGAACAUUUCUUUCUUACAGCAAAUGAUCAGUUCAAACUCAAAUGUUACAACACCACAACAAAAAUGUGCAGAAAGACAGUGCUUGGUCCUACAUAUGGAUCUCCUAUAAGAAAGAUGAUGAUUGUCCCAACAGUUGAGAAUGAAGGUGAAAAUAGAUUCAUGGCUUACAUCACAGAUGAUAAAGUGGGACUCCAUUUCUUGCCAGCAACUGGCAAUCCUCAUUUGGCAAUGGCACUGAUUGCUCAUCCAACAGGGGUGUCAAAUCUAGCAUGCAGCUUUGAUGGGGCAUAUCUGUUCACAGCCGGUGGUCCAGAUUUUGCAGUGCAUAUGUGGGAGAUAAAUAUUGCAGCUUUAGAAGCACAGUGCAAAUUGGGAGGUGAGGAUCUGGUGCCCUUUUAUGGGCUGUUGGAAGGAGGGCGAGAUGGGGAACUCUUUGCUGAACUCGAGGAUUUAUUUUAUUAUGCUCAACUUAGACAUCAAGGUAUCAGUUCUUUGGAAAAGAGACAAAUCAAAAACAAAGUGCCUAUCAGUGAAGUGCCCUUUAUUAUGAGAGCCAUGGGAUUCUACCCUUCCGAGCAAGAAAUUCAGGACAUGCUGAAUGAAAUCAAAUAUGAUGAAUAUGUGAAUCUUGGCCACUAUCAGCAGGAUAUUGAUCUUGGUCGUUUCAUCAAACUGUAUGUGAACCACAGACCAGCAUUUGGAUUGUCUCCCGACAAGUUACUAUGGGCAUUCCAAACAUUAUCGGAGUCUCCAGAUGCGGGCAAAGGAGGGCUUAUUGAGAGAGGAGAUUUCCUGAACAUGCUGCAGAAAAAUGGAGAAGUGAUGACAGAAUCUGAACUGGCAGAGCAUCUGUCAACUCUCCUGGGUUUCAACAACGAAGGAGGAACUUGUGAAGACGAGACUUGGCAGGAACUAGAUUUCGUUGCCGAGAACCUGCCUUUUGACAUUAAUGCCGAGAUACUGGUCAAUGAAAUUCUGGGAUUUUCCAUGACUGUGGAUCCACCAGCAGCUGAAGACACCAAAGAUGUCAUCAAAUCAGGAGCCUCAUAA
Molecule: messenger RNA, 2577 nt
Organism: Candidula unifasciata
Lineage: Eukaryota; Metazoa; Mollusca; Gastropoda; Stylommatophora; Geomitridae
Source: the annotation of a GenBank genome assembly